UAUCUCCUCCCGCCGCCACGCGCCGCCGACCCCAUCGCCUGCUCGUCCAGUCCCAAGGGGAGGCGCCGCUUGCCGUCGCCCAGGCCCCGGCCCCGGCGCUCCCCAGCCCCAGCAGGCCUCCGCCGCACCUCACAGACCGUCGCUGCGUCGCGGCAGCGGGCCACAGACCGUGCCGGCGGCGCCUCACAUCUCCGUGAGGCGCGUCCACUCCCAAUCCGGCGCGGACCCGACAGGCCGAGCAGGAUUGAUUGUCCACGGAGCUGCCCAGCGACGCCGCGCCGCACGCCUUGAAGUAGCAGUUGUGCCAAAUUCUACAUUUAUACAUGGUAUUAAUAGGAGGUAUUAGGGGCGGGCUGAUCCUCAGGGAGAAUGGAAGGCAAUAACCUUUGGAUGACAAUCCACUCCCAUGGCGGCAUCAUCAACCACAGCCACGGUCACACCGCUGUUAAUCCACCUGCUACGUGCAGCCACCGACCACGCGUCCGUGGCCGCCACCCAUGCGAAGCUGCUCAAGGUCGGCACAGCCUGCGCCAUCUCUUCUUGCAACCACAUCAUCGCUGCUUACUGUCGAUGCGGCGUCACUGCCUGCGCCCGUGACCUGUUCGAUGGAAUGCCUGAGCGGGACGUCAUCUCCUGGACAGCCCUCAUGUCUGGGUACUCUAGCUCUGGCCGACCCUGCCUGGCUGUUUCCCUCCUCCGUGACAUGUCUCACAGCGGUGUGCCACCGAAUGCCUUCACCUUCUCGACUGCUGCCAGCGCAUGCGCACGCCUUGCUGAUGUCAGACUUGGGCGGAAAGUGCAUGCCCGUGCUGAGGUUGAGGGCUACGCGUCUGAUGCUGUUGUUGCCACUGCACUCGUUGACAUGUAUGGCAAGGCCGGAGAUGUGGAGGGUGCACGUGCAGUGUUUGAUGGUAUGGCUGCUCCGGCGAGGAAUGCAGUUUCAUGGGGCUCGAUGCUGUCUGUAUACGCGCAGAAUGCGCUUGGGCGUGAAGCCAUCCAACUUUUCGCUGAGUUCAGAACCAAAGGUAAUUUCAUGGCUCCCAACCACUUCAUGCUGUCAAGCGUUGUGAAUGCGUGUGCAGGCGUUGGGCGGCUUGGGGUUGGCAAGUCUGUACAUGGAACAGUCCUUCGGUUUGGGCAUGGAUGCAAUGGCGUGAUUGUUGUGGCCUUGGUUGACAUGUACUCCAAGUGUGGAUUCUACGAGUACUCAAGAAAGGUGUUUGACAGGAUUGAGCAUCCAUCGGUCAUCUGCUAUACCUCCAUCAUCGUGGCAGCAGCAAAGUAUGGUCUUGGGAGGUGCGCACUCACUUUUUUUAGUGAGAUGAUCGAUCGACAUGUGCAACCGAACAGUGUUACACUGCUUGGCGUCAUGCAUGCUUGCAGCCAUUCAGGUCUUGUUGACACUGGCCUCCAUCUCUUCCAGUCCAUGCAGAGCAAAUAUGGCAUCCAUCCAUGCGCCAGCCACUACGCUUGUGCGGUUGACAUGCUCGGCCGAGCAGGACGGCUCGAGGAGGCAUUUGAGCUGGCCAACGAAGCGCAGGUUGAAGGCCGUGAUGCCCUCAUGCUGUGGAGCUCAUUGCUGUCCGCUUGCCGGACACAUAGGCGCUUAGAUCUAGCCACCAUGGCUGCCCACAGAGUGUCAGAGUUCAACCAAGAUGUAGCAGGUGCACUGGUAGUGAUGUCAAAUGCAUACACUUCAGCCGGCCAGACUGAAAAUGCUGCUGCUGUAUGGUCGAACAUGAGGCGACGUGGCAUACAGAAAGAUCCUGGGUGCAGCUGGAUUGAGAUAAAGGACAUACCCUACGUGUUCUACGCCGGAUUGGUAUCACCCGCCGGUGCAAGGGCAGGUGAAGUGAUGAUGUUGCUUGAUGAGUUAGAGGGUAAGAUGCGGGAGAAGGGUUACAAGGGUGGACUAGGUAGUACCAGAGUCUUUGAUGCUCAUGAGGAGGAUGGAGAGGACGGGAAAGGCGAGAUGGUUGGAGUGCACAGUGAGGUAUUGGCUUUGGGGUUUGGUUUGCUGGUUAUCCCCAAGGGGAUGACCAUCAGGGUGAUGAAGAACCUGAGGAUGUGCUGUGACUGUCACGACGCGUUCAAGCUCAUAAGUGACAUUAUGGAGCGCGAGUUCGUUGUGAGGGAUCUGAAUAGAUUCCAUCACUUCAAGUUGGGGUCAUGUUCUUGCAAUGACUACUGGUGAUUCAAGGCUGAAAUCAAUGUGAUUGUUAAAUUUAUGAUACAGAAGGGAAACAACAUUUUUCUGAAGAGAAUUUCUCAGUUUUCAAAUAGAUGUCAGCGGCAACAUUUUUCAGAAGGAAAACAACAUUUUUCCACAAGAAAGUCAAAGGGCAAUGUCAAAAUGUUCGAGUGCACAACAAAUCUUGAUAUUCUUCCAAGUCUCCAUAGGCAUGGACUUGUCACAUUUGCACAAUAUGAGUCUGACUUCGUCCAACAAAUCAUUUGAAUUCUUUUUAGAAGAAAUGCAACUCAUCUUACAAAACCCAAAAGGCUAAAGUGGUGGACUGUAAGGAACUGGGAUUGUCUCUUCCUUUUGGCACUUCAUAAUUCAUACCCUGGUACAGUUGCCAACAUGAGUAUCUCAUUGUUCUUUAAGAGUAUUUCAGUUGAGUUACAAAUCUUAUGAUAGGGUUAAGAAGGUGACCACCAGAAUGUCUGAGAAAGUGGCAGCUGGAAUACUGUUAUUUUGAGUUGUGAAGAGUAAUGGAUAUUUUACAAGCUCAUCAGCUAAUCAAAAGGCUGGCGAGAGGUUUCAGCCUAUUACCUGGAGAGAUUGUUGUUGUUUCUCUUGACAGGUUUGGUAUGUGAUCCCCUUUUUAUGCCAUACUUAAGGCCUAAACUAAAAAUAGUUAUUACUGUUGCUUCUCAUCAUAGAAGGCUGUCAUGAUAGUCGAGCUAUCAGCUACUGCAGUCAUAUGCAUAAACACAGACAAAUUUAGAUGAAACCAAGAUUAUUCACGUACUAGUGCUAUAUAAACCAAUAUGUUCUCUUGCAGCCUAGCCUUUCCAUAUUGUUUUGGUGGUGGUUCAUGAAAAAUGUUGGGUGCAUUGCUGAAGUUCAACAACAUGAUUUUGUGGUAUGUGGAAGCCUAACUCUGUCAGCUGACUCCUUUCUUGCAUAGGUUCUUCCGUUCUUUGGCCAUCACUCCAUUUCAUUGCGGCCUAUGUUGAACACGAUGUUGGUGCCACUUGUACAUUGUACUAUGUAUGCGCCGAAGAGCUUACACUGGUGGUCACAUCGAAUGAAUGGAUGGAUGCAUUGCAUGCAGUACUGCUAGCAAUGUGCUACAACUUGUGGCGAUGGAGCCAGCCACCAUGUAGAAGCUUCCAAGGCAGACACGUGCCGGAAUUAACAAAGGUCAACUAGCUACGAUGGAUGUACACAUGGGCUCCUUUUUGUGUAGUGCAACACAGAACUGCAGAUAGGUCAUUAGUUGCUUAACAAAGAGUUAGGUGGAUCAUGGAUGAGGCCCUUCACGUACGGUACAGUGGUGAAGAGUCCAUGAUAAUGUGAUCGCAGUAUAGUACUACACUGCUAUAUGGUUAUCUAACAUACCAGUCGGUGCCUGCUGCUUUAACAUAAUGUAGUUAAAUUUAAUUAAUCUCCUCCUUUUUGUGUCCA
Molecule: messenger RNA, 3634 nt
Organism: Triticum aestivum (bread wheat)
Lineage: Eukaryota; Viridiplantae; Streptophyta; Magnoliopsida; Poales; Poaceae
Product: pentatricopeptide repeat-containing protein At4g15720
Exons: 3
Coding region: 407-2194 (595 amino acids)
Biological process (GO): RNA modification
Molecular function (GO): RNA binding; protein binding; zinc ion binding
Source: RefSeq, a predicted model, not a curated record